AUGCUAGUCCGUCAGAGUAUGGCAGCCGGGCGAGCAGAAGCUGCACUAGAAAAGGUCCAGCGACAGCGGAUACUUGCUCGGGAAAGAAGUGCAGCCAGAAGAGCUUCCUUAACAUCGGAACAAGUCGAACAACAGCGUGCACAUGAUCGGGAGAGAAAAGCAGCUAGUAGGGCUUCCUUAGCAUCGGAACAAGUCGAACAACAGCGUGCACAUGAUCGGGAAAGAAGUGCAGCCAGAAGAGCUUCCUUAGCAUCGGAACAAGUCGCAAAACAGCGUGCACAUGAUCGGGAAAGAAGUGCUGCUAGAAGGGCUUCCUUAGCAUCGGAACAAGUCGAACAACAGCGCUCAUAUGAUCGGGAAAGAAGUGCAGCUAGUCGGGCUGCCUUAACGCCGGAAGAACUUGAUCAACGACAAGCGCAUGUCCGUGAGAAAACUGCGGCUUGGCGAGCUACGCUUACAUCGCAAGAGAUCGAACACCAACGUGCACUUGCUGUUGAAAGAAGUAUGCAUAAACGAGCUGUUGU
This is a messenger RNA of Adineta steineri, 524 nucleotides long. The record is from the annotation of a GenBank genome assembly. NCBI's taxonomy places the organism in Eukaryota, Metazoa, Rotifera, Eurotatoria, Adinetida, Adinetidae.